Molecule: messenger RNA, 547 nt
Organism: Paramecium octaurelia
Lineage: Eukaryota; Ciliophora; Oligohymenophorea; Peniculida; Parameciidae
Source: the annotation of a GenBank genome assembly
GUAGUUAGCAAAUUCAAUUAGUUCUAUGCAGGAAAUAGAAUACUUAGAAAAUCGAGUAUAUCCAAAAUUGCAUACCGCUCUAGUAUAACUGAUAGAUCACGUGGUAAAGACAGAGGAGGUGAGAAAGCAUUAAGAAAGAUUGAAGAAAAUAAAAAUAUUUGAUCGGAUCGAAUAGAAGAAAGUGGAGAAGUAAAGAUUGAAAAACGAGUUGGGCUCAGCAUACGAAUCUUCGUCUCAGGGUUCUGCUGAGAAUGACGAUUUCUUAGGGAUGAGCUAAUAGCUGAUUAAAAACGAAGAUUCAAUUUUCCCAAUCAACAACCACAUACAAGCUCCUACAGGAAUCUCUAUCGACGAUCUGAGUCCUCAGGAAAUGAAGAAGGAAAUAAAUCUCGCUCUGAAUAAGAUAUAAGAGGAUCAAGAGGACGAGGAAGCACCAGAUAAGCAGGAGUUGCAACAUUUGAAAUAGUAAAUGAAGGAGCGAAGAGAGGCUCUAGAAUUCAACCCAUUGAUCUAUUUAGCACAUUUAUUAAGAGAAUUGUAGAAAUGA